UGAAAGUGACCGCGGGGCUUGACGGGACUUGUAGUUAGAAUCUGCGGUCGCCGGUUGCUGCCUACGUUGCUACCUGCAGCGUCGCGGUUACUAAGGAGUGGGUGGGGAAGGCUGUGGCAAGCGCCACCGUGGAGCGACUCCGAGAUUUCCGUGAGGCUCGCAGGCGUGCAUCCCGCCUGACAGGGUCAACGCCUCCGCGGACUGUUCGGAGGCGGAAACGACGCCGCAGGCAGGUAAAGAGACAGGUAAAGAAACAAAAACAAAAGGAAGGCAAAGCGUCAUUCCCGAGGUCAAAGGUCAGGGAGAUGGUAUCUUCAGGAAUGUACAAAAUGGACACUGGCAAUCCUUGCCUCAACAACUGCUUUCCAGCCAAAAGUCUCCUUCGGAUGCCGGAAGAAGGCCAAGGACACUGGUUAGUGACUCGGAAAGGCAGCAUGAAGAAGGGUGUGGCUAAGGCAUCCAAAGAAGGUCAGGAAAACCUGAAGAAGGUUUCCUUUGAUACUGGGCUGAAGAAAGUAUCUCGGCGGGAUAGCCAUGCAGACAUCCUUGGGCACGUCUUGGACCGGGCUUUUCUGCUGAAGCACCACUGUGUGGCGAAGCCAGCCGACCUCUGCACUAUCAACGUGAGCGGCAUGAAGUUCUCCAAGGCCAAGGAAAAGGACUUCAAACAUUUUACAUCUGUGAUUUAUAUCAAUGCCUCUGAAAACCUGCUACCUCUAGAUAUCUUCCACUCAUUUCCAGCCCUAAAGGAACUGGAGCUUGCGUUCAAUGGCAUCAAGACGGUCUAUGUGAAAUAUGGAGAUUUCAAGACAUUGGAAUUCUUGGACCUUUCCUUCAACAGCCUGACUGAGGAGGCCAUCUGUGAUCUGGGGAUUCUGCCACAUCUCCGUGUGCUGCUCCUCACAGGCAAUGGGCUCACCUCUCUGCCGCCUCACAUGGCUGUCAUAGAACAGGAGGCAUCCAUGACACAACUGACAAGCAAGAAGUACAUCCUAAGGUUCCCAGCCCUGGAGACCCUGAUGCUGGAUGACAACAAACUGUCUAAUCCCAACUGCUUUGCCAGCCUGGCUGGCCUCCGGAGAUUGAAGAAGUUGAGCCUGGACCAAAACAAGAUUUUCCGGAUCCCGUACCUACAACAGGUUCAGCUCCAGGCUGGCUCAGGGGACUGGGUUACAGAGGGGCCAAAUUCCCAGAAAGAUCUGCAGCCCCAGACGUGGGUAUUUGAGGCCUCGGAUGAACAACCAAAUUAUACUGUACUGCCCAUGAAAAAGGACGUUGACCGCACAGAGGUUGUGUUUUCAUCUUACCCUGGAUUUUCAACCUCACAGUCAGCCAAGGUAUGCUCACUUCCUCCCAUAUUUGAGAUUCUUCCUGUGAAGUCACUGAAAGCAAGGAACCAGACGCUGGCCCCACCUUUCCCAGAGCUGAGAUACCUUAGCCUGGCCUACAACAAGAUCGCAAAGGAGGAUGCUGUCCUGCCAGCAGCUCUCUUCCCCUCUCUCUGUGAGCUUGUCUUUCACAACAACCCUCUAGUAGCGCACACCCGAGGGAUCCCACCACUGCUGAAGAGCUUCCUCCAGGAGCGCCUGGGCAUCCGCUUAGUUCGAAGGAAACUGGUAAAAGGCAAACACCACAUAUUGAUGCCUCGGAAGGAAUCACGGAAGGUGAAAACCUAUGUCCCCAAGGUGCCAAGGCAUUGUCUGGUCCCCCAUCACCUAAACGUGACUGCAGAUGAGGCUCCCUCAAGUCUUGUGCUGGAACCAGAGUCAGGAACCGAGCAGCUACCCCCCACCGAAAACACCUCUCAUGAGGAACUGUUGGCCACUGAGGGCUCAGAAGGCCCUCCCCCAACUCACAGGACCUUUGUGCCGAUGCCUCCUGUCUGCUCCGACUCCACCAUGCACAGUGAGACGGUGCCCCACCCAAGCCGUACAGCCAACCUCUUGAGCCCAGAGCACCCAUCCGAUGAUGCCAAGAGUACGGAGUCCAUCUUCCUGACCCAGGUGAAUGAGCUGCCAUCCUCCACCACCCACAGGGAAAACUUAGAGGCACAGGAGAGUGAGCAAAGGAGACCUCUAACGGCACCCCGAGAGGCAAAGAGGACUAAGAAGAAGCAGUCCGUGGCUUCCAUGGGCCACAAGUACGAUGGCUACGAGGAGCUACUCACAGCCAAGCCUGAUCCGGCCUUUGUGGAGCCAAAGGGCAUCCAGAAGAACGCACAGGCCCUGCAUCGCAUGCUGAAGCAGCCGCUCAUCUGCCGCUCCUCCAAGCCUAGGCUGGACACUUUCCAGAAACCCUAUGCCCCCAAGGAGAAGAGGGUUGGGAGGAUACCAAUUCCACCCCCACGGAAGACCCGAGCGCAGCUACUGGAUGACAUCCUCAUUCGCCUGCGGGACCCUCGGAAUGUUACUGAGGCUCCAUUGGGCGCUGUGCUGCAGCGGCGCGCACAGCAGCGCCUGGUGAACCAGAAGCAGUACCGGGAGGCCAAGCGGCUGCUCAAGGAGUUCCGCGCACGCUACCGGCAGCUAGUGCGCAGCUCCUUGCGCACUGUGUUCACCAGCAGCGCGCCGCCGGCCAGGCCGCCCACCCGCCGUGCGCUGAGCGCUGGCCAACCAAAGUUGGGCCGUUUCCUCGAGUUCAUGGACGAGUUCUGCCAGGAGGCCACGGCCAGCGACUCGAAAGAGUAGAGCUGUGCACCGAUCUCCCCAAGGGCUCUGCGCCCCGGACCGUGCCUAGCCCUGAACAGAGGGGGCCUGGGCUCCAUUUUGCUGCUCCGUGGUCAGCAUGGAGAGCUCAGCAGGACCUUGCCUCUGAGCCCAGGCAGACCGCACAAGGUGGCUGGCCCCGCAGCAAUAAAGAGUGGUGCAU
Acomys russatus (golden spiny mouse) is the source of this 2868-nucleotide messenger RNA. RefSeq names its product X-ray radiation resistance associated 1 (gene Xrra1). Gene Ontology annotation, cellular component: nucleus. NCBI's taxonomy places the organism in Eukaryota, Metazoa, Chordata, Mammalia, Rodentia, Muridae. The record is from RefSeq and is a predicted model, not a curated record. Gene Ontology annotation, molecular function: protein binding. Bases 306 to 2687 code for a protein of 793 amino acids. The transcript is spliced from 19 exons.